CGACUUCUUGUGUCACUUCUCUUCCAUUUGCCGGCUGUCUACGCCACAUAUGAAUAUUGCCCUCGCCUCCUCUUUUCUUUUCUUCUUCUUCUUCUUAUUCGGCUUAGCUUGAACACCCCCCCCCCCCCCCAACCCCGGGGGUCUUCCUGAUUCACUGCCCCACAUAAACCAUAUAGCUGCCAAGAAGUCCAAGAAGAUAUAGACACUCUUUGUGUGGAUCCCACCAGUUUGGGUCUCUUCUUUUUCUUUGAUUUUGCUGUUUGAUUUUUAGCCGAGCUGGAUCCAUCUUGGAGAUCUUAGUACUCUUCAAUUCAAAUCCAGUGUCUUUCUUAGGCAAUUCUCUUUAUCUUCUAUCUUUUGCGAUUGAUCUGGUUAUUUGGUGGGCUUCGUGAUUGCUGCCACUUUCUACUUGCUUAUGGGUUCUGCAGAGGAUAAAAUAGACCUUGACUCGGAUGAGGAGAUUGCUUUUAGACCUUCACCAUCUACAACAAAAGUCCAUACUUUUGAUUUUGAGACAGCAAAUGUACUUUCUCCUGUAAAUUUGGCCAGCUCAUCCUUCUUUAAGCGGACACAGAUCCGGCCUAUCAGGAGCAUGUAUAAUGUCUUAAUUAAAGCAAAGAUCAACAUGUUGCUACCUUUUGGUCCCUUGGCGAUAUUGCUACAUUAUGUGACACAAAAGCAUGGAUGGGUGUUCUUUUUCAGCUUACUGGGUAUUACUCCUUUGGCAGAACGCUUGGGUUAUGCUACAGAGCAGCUUGCAUUGUAUACUGGACCAACAGUCGGAGGUCUUCUGAAUGCCACAUUUGGUAAUGCCACUGAAAUGAUUAUAUCAAUUUAUGCUUUGAAAAAUGGGAUGAUUAGAGUCGUUCAGCAGUCUCUAUUGGGCUCAAUUUUAUCAAACAUGCUUCUCGUUCUUGGAUGUGCGUUCUUUACUGGAGGGAUUGUCCACCAAAAUAAGGUUCAGGUUUUCAACAAGGCAUCUGCUGUUGUAAAUUCAGGGCUGCUCUUGAUGGCUGUGAUGGGAAUAUUAUUUCCUGCUGUGCUUCACUUUACGCACUCAGAGGUUCAUUUUGGAAAAUCAGAGCUAUUGUUAUCCAGAUUUAGUAGCUGUAUAAUGCUAGUGGCAUAUGCAAGCUACCUUUUCUUUCAAUUAAGAAGUCAGCAUAAUCUUUAUAGCCCUAUUGAAGAGGAAGAUGGCAAUAGUGAAAAUGACGAUGAGGAAGAAAUUGAAUUAACUAAAUGGGAAGCAAUAGGCUGGCUUGCUAUUUUGACUGUAUGGGUAUCUGUAUUGUCUGGAUACCUUGUGGAUGCUAUAGAGGGGGCAUCUGAGUCAUUGCAUAUGCCUGUGGCUUUUAUUAGUGUCAUAUUGCUUCCAAUUGUAGGCAAUGCUGCUGAGCAUGCAAGCGCCAUCAUGUUUGCCAUGAAGGAUAAGCUUGAUAUCACACUUGGAGUUGCUAUUGGAUCUUCUACACAGAUAUCUAUGUUUGUGAUCCCUUUCUGUGUUGUUAUUGGGUGGUGCAUGGGAAAAGAAAUGGACUUGAAUUUUCAACUCUUCGAGACCGCCACACUUUUUAUCACAGUGCUAGUAGUUGCAUUUAUGUUGCAGGGUAAUUCCAGCUCGAAAGACUUACUCCAGUAAAGAAGGCAAGGCAGAGAGGCUUAUUGGACAAAGGAGUGACUGUAUCUGACGCUAAGGGAGGUCAUGGGAGCGUAAUGUAUUAGCGAGAAAGAGAUGGCAAAGGGCUUAAUAUGGGUUAAGGCAGUGAAAAAGGGGUGCGAAGAAGAAUCAUAUUGGGGGCCUUGCUGUCCUGCUUUUAAUCUUUCUCAGUGUCAUCAAUAGCGAAGAAUUUCAAUAUUGAAGGAUGUUUGUCUUGUCUAUGCUAUGUUGGUCUUGUAUCUCUGUUUGUCCUGGUAUAAGUAUGUUGCAGUGUAUGGUCAAAAUUUCAGUGCUCUGUUUGGCGUUGAACUGUGCUAUUAUUAUUUUUUUUUUUGAAAUCUAAGCUCCACUUUUUUUUGGGCAUUGUAGCCCCUAUCAUUGAUGUUUAUGACAGCUGUCUCCACAUUGCUUU
Molecule: messenger RNA, 2069 nt
Organism: Prosopis cineraria
Lineage: Eukaryota; Viridiplantae; Streptophyta; Magnoliopsida; Fabales; Fabaceae
Product: vacuolar cation/proton exchanger 2-like
Exons: 11
Coding region: 416-1639 (407 amino acids)
Biological process (GO): intracellular calcium ion homeostasis; calcium ion transmembrane transport
Cellular component (GO): plant-type vacuole membrane
Molecular function (GO): calcium:proton antiporter activity
Source: RefSeq, a predicted model, not a curated record